Molecule: messenger RNA, 1497 nt
Organism: Cryphonectria parasitica EP155
Lineage: Eukaryota; Fungi; Ascomycota; Sordariomycetes; Diaporthales; Cryphonectriaceae
Product: Bystin-domain-containing protein
Exons: 3
Coding region: 1-1497 (498 amino acids)
Biological process (GO): rRNA processing
Cellular component (GO): nucleolus; preribosome, small subunit precursor; cytoplasm
Molecular function (GO): snoRNA binding
Source: RefSeq, a predicted model, not a curated record
AUGCCAAAAGCCUCUGCUUCCACGUCACGGGACGGCCGCCGCCACAACCCUCUCGAGGCCGACAUUCUCGGUGGCAGCGGGAUCCUGCGAUCAGGCAAGCCGGGGAAGAAAUCCAAGUCGAAAUCCGAGAAGGAAGAAGAGCACUACGUCAACUCGAAACAGUCUGCAGCCAUCCUGCAGCUCGGCCGAGAGCUCGCAGACGAGGACGAGGAGGGCAAGGCCGUCGCAGAACCACAGAAGAGCGCGUUCGACAUCGACUCGAGGUUUGCGCCAGGCGAGCAAGAGCAGACCGGCCGUGCGGACGACGAUGACGAAGACGGGGAGGCAUGGGGCGACGACGAGGAGGACAUCGAACUUGAUGAGGCCGACAUAGCACCCGAGGAUUUGGCGACAUUCAACAAGUUUUGGUCUGCCGACGAGGAGGAGGACCCGUUAUUGAAGCAUGGCUUCUGGGACAGAAGACCUGAUGACAGUGAAGGGCAACAACAACAACAAGGUGGAACCAACUUGGCCGACCUGAUUAUGGAGAGAAUCCAACAGUUUGAGUCAAGUGGAGGGCAACGGCAAGAAAUGGGCGGAAUGGAUGAGUUCCCCGAGGAGGAUCUGCCUCCAAAGGUCAUCGAGGUCUAUGCGAAGUGCGGAAUGAUCCUGAGCAGAUGGAAGAGCGGACCCCUGCCGAAGCCCAUCAAGAUCCUGCCGACAGUACCUGACUGGGAGAGAAUCAUCGAAGUCGCACAGCCCGACAACUGGACGCCCAAUGCCAUUUUCGCCGUCACCAGAAUCUUCACAUCCUCAAAACCUGCGGUAGUCCAGCGAUGGCUCGAGAUGGUUGUGUUGCCUCGGGUCCGGGAUGACAUCUACGAGAACAAGAAGCUCAACGUGCACCUCUACAACUCUCUCAAGAAGAGCUUGUACAAGCCUUCUGCCUUCUUCAAGGGCGUCUUGUUCGCACUUAUCGAGUCUGGCACGUGCACGCUGCGUGAGGCCCACAUCGUCUCCUCCGUCAUGGCGCGGGUCUCGAUACCUGUCCUGCACUCUGCAGCCGGGCUGAAGGGUCUCUGCGACCUGGCUGCCCAGCAGGCCUCCAAUGGCGAAUCCGCAGCUAGCACAAACGUGUUUAUCAAGACGCUGCUCGACAAGGGCUUGGCACUGCCCUACCAGGUUAUUGAUGCUUUGGUGUUCUUCUUCCUGCGCUUCCGGUCCGUCGAUCCCGCCGCUGUCAAGGAAGCGGAGGCCAUGGACCGGCCGUCGUGGGACAAGAUCGGACGACAAUUGCCAGUGCUAUGGCACCAGUGCCUGCUGAGCUUCGCGCAGAGAUAUCGAAACGACAUCAACGAGGACCAGCGAGAGGCCUUGCUAGACUUGUUGCUCACACACGGCCAUUCGGCCAUUGGACCCGAGAUAAGGCGGGAAUUGAUUGCAGGUCGUGGUAGAGGUGUGCCUGUUGAGCCACAGGGGCAAGCUUUCGACGGUGAUGAUACGAUGCAGGUAGAUUGA